AUGGUUCGGGCAGCGCUAUGUGCAGCCAGUAGUCGUACAGUUGAACAUAUUGUUGAUAUGAGCAAAAUCCGUUCCCAACUAAAUGACCAAUUGCGUUGCUUGGAAACCCGAACGGAGGCGCAGACUGCUAUUUUACUGGAACUAAAUGAUUACUAUCGGAAGAAAGCGGAACUUGAUGGCGAAUAUGGAAAGCAGCUUGAAAAACUUGCAAAAAAUAUUAUGCAGAAACAUAAAAAUGAGCGGUAUAAGCGUGAUGCUUGGACUUUACAUUCAACGUGUGGGCUAUGGCAACAGCUGGUGGAUCAGACAAAGGAGGAAGCUAAGCAGAAGAUGGCUUUGGCUGAUUUAUACGCAGCUCGUCUUACAGUACUUAUUACUCAGAGAGCAGAUGAUUUACAGCGUAUUUCUCGAAAAUGUCGCGAAAUAGGUGCACUUGCUCACGGUGAAAUAUGUCGAGUGAUAAAUGAACUGCAUACUGCCAUGAGGACUUACCAACUUUGUUUUCUUGAAUGUUCAUCUCUAGAAAGCAAAUUUCGCCAAGUUGAAGAAAAUAAGGCAAAAUAUGAAGAAAAUAAUCCAACGAAGCUCGGUAUUACUCGUAAGCAUCGGUGUUUAGCAAAGCUUUAUAAUAAGAGGCUGGAAAAAUACAAUGCGAUAAAACUAAAAUGUUUGAAAGCCAGAAAUGAGUAUCUGUUAUGUGUGCAGGCGGCCAAUGCAGCUUUGCAUAAGUAUUUUGCUGACGAUCUUUCUGAUCUCAUCGAUUGCAUGGAUCUUGGUAUGGAUCAGUGGUUACAGGGUUUUAUAAAUUGUGCCGUGACAGCGCGGAAAGAUAUGUGUCAAAAGGAAAUGGAUGCUUUAGCAGAACUUUGUGGAUUUAAGGAAUCACUUGAUUCAAAGACGGAUAAACAACGGUUUAUUGAAGCAAAUCAUGCGACUUUCAUGCUGCCAAAACGAUUCGAAUUCAGGGGGCAGAUUGGUGAUGCAGUGUCUACGGUAAGUGCAACCGAUGUCGUUGCUGAAGAACUGCAACAGCGGCAUUUGCAAAUCGAACGGAGACUUGCUAAUGUGAGAAUUGAGUCGGAAGAAAUAUGGAAAACCUUGGAGUCCACAGAAAAAGCGGUUGCUGAACGUUUUAUGGAGGCGAUGACUAGUUCGGUUGCAUCUGCUGAAAUUCCAAAUGAUACAUCACGUGAAGAUUGUAAUGACUCAAGCAUUUACAACUUUAAAAAUAGACUAAAUGCUAACGAAUUAUAUGACUUUUAUCUUGGGAAAUUCAGUCAUUAUAUGCUGAAUAGUAACUUAAUCGAACGUCUAGAAGCACGGGCAAAUGGAAUUGCCUUAGCUUUGAACGGGUAUUCCAGCAAAAGUUUUGAUGGUAGCACCAGCUCUGUUGUUGUUCCUACCCCUAACUCUUUCUGUCAAGAUGGCGAUGACAGCGCAAUCUUUCCUUCCGUUCGUAAAAGUGCGAAAAAAAGAAUUGGCAGUGGUUUGCUAUCAGAUGGUAUUAGGCGUCCGAAGCUCUUUGGCGGUAGUUUGGAUGAGUAUGUUGAAGCAACAGGAGAAACAAUACCUCUCAUUGUCACUUCAACUAUACGUGUAUUAUCCCAAUUCGCUUUACAUCAUCAAGGAAUAUUCCGUAUAUCAGGCUCACAAAUUGAAAUUAAUAUAUUUCGAGAAGCAUUUGAAAAAGGUGAAGAUCCAUUACGACAUGUUGUUGAUGCUACAGAUGUCAAUUCAAUUGCGGGUGUUUUGAAACUUUAUUUACGUGAACUUCGUGAAUCCCUUUUUCCUAUAUUUCUUUUUGAUCAGUUAACAGAGUGUGCGAAAUGUUCAAAUGCUGAUGAAUUCGUCAAACAGGUUGUACCGCUUAUCCAGAAAUUGUCACAACCUACUCAGCUUGUAUUACGAUAUCUGUUUGCGUUCCUCAAUCACCUCAGUGAAUUUAGUGAUGAAAAUAUGAUGGAUCCGUACAAUCUUGCCAUCUGUUUCGGACCUACACUUCUUCCUAUUCCAGAAGGAAAAGAUCAGGUCUUUUACCAUAAUUUUGUAAAUGAACUUGUGAAGAAUUUGAUUGUUUAUCACGAACAAAUUUUCUCCACAGUAUUACGCGGUCCGCGGUAUGAGAAGUAUCUAAUUGAAUCCGAGCAAGCACUCUUUAUUGAUGAGCAAGAAAGUGCCGUUAGUGGUGAUGAAGAAAUUAUAACGACACCGACUGAUUAUUCAAACGAAAAAUCGUUGACGGGACUUAAAGCACUUAUGGUGGCUCCAUCUUGGAAUGCUGCUGUGGAAAUGCUAUCACCAGCUUCAGAUGCCGCUGCAUGCACAUUAGACAACCUUCCAGAAUAUGCCGUUGCUUCAGCUGACCAGAAUCCUGUGCUCUCAAAUUUUUUUGACAAUUCAGCGUUGUCAGCAAAAUUAAUGCCUGGACUAGAUAAUGAUGUAAUGAGGCGUUUUGAAAGUAGUAGUAAUACAACUGUGGCAGGUGCUCAGAACCUUUUAUUGAUUAACAACAAUGAAAUCUCGUCGAAGCAGAAACGAGCGCAGCAGCAGGUCUGGUCUCGUCGAGGAUGUGGCGUGAGUUCGCUACGUGAACAGCUGCACCACAGUCGAGUACAGCAGCAGGCUUUUACCAGUGAUAAGUUAUCACCGUCAUCAUCUUCUUUAGAUGCUGUCAUUUUUGAUAAUCGUUUCGAUGGAAUAAUGUUCGGAAAUAAAGUGUCAUCAAUUAGUAACGAAACUCCUGAAAGGAAAACGAUAUUUCAUGAGAAGCUGAGAAGUAUGGAACCAGAUUUAGUACGCUCUCUUCCGCAUGAUAUGAUUACUGUUCAUCCAAAUCAGCCACCAAGAAAUACAUAG
Brugia malayi is the source of this 2856-nucleotide messenger RNA. RefSeq lists its product as uncharacterized. Bases 1 to 2856 code for a protein of 951 amino acids. Gene Ontology annotation, cellular component: cytoplasm. Gene Ontology annotation, biological process: negative regulation of cell migration; signal transduction. NCBI's taxonomy places the organism in Eukaryota, Metazoa, Nematoda, Chromadorea, Rhabditida, Onchocercidae. The transcript has 21 exons. The record is from RefSeq and is a predicted model, not a curated record.